AACGUCAUAAUGUGCAUUAACUUCAAAUUUUGUGUUUUUUUGUUUAUCGCUUCAGCCUAUGGCCAAAAAUGUUCUUUUAAACGGCCAAAUGGAACUGAAGUAUCACCAGAUGAAAUCAAAUAUGGAAUCGUGUUAGAUCCGAUUCAAGAUACUGCGAGCCCUGGACUUAUAUUGUUAACUUAUAUUACAACUGAUGUAAGUUCCAUUUCAACCCCAACAACUUCAUCUAAUAAAGGACGUUUUUUUAUGACACCAUCUUUUCAAAACAAUCAGUUUCAAGUAGUUUUAGCUGAUAUUUUUGCAGACUAUGAAAAGUAUGAGACUAAAGAUUCUAACAGUAUCUACGUAACAUUCAACUGUAAUGGAGGAACAACAACAACCCUGGAAAUAAUCUUACGUAUAAUAGACACAAAUAAUCAUGAUCCGCAGUUUGUAAAUGCGCCGUACAGUUAUAAAGUAUCGAUGCCCUUACCGAAGAACUUUCCUCUGCAUGUUCUCUACGGAAUUUCAGCUAGAGAUGUCGAUUUGACUAACAAUAAUAUAACGUUUUUCGUAAAUGAAUCUGACAUCAAUAGUCAAGGAUUUUCUGCGUCCUGGUUAGCAACUGACUCAGUUGAUACUAAAUUACAUCGUGCUUCAUUAAUCACUACAACUGCUAUUAAUUUUAAAAACGACUUCUCAUUCAAAGUUUACGCUCGAGAUACAGGAAGUAAUCCCAGAACAGUUUCUGCGCCAGUGACGAUAAUAGUUGAUAAAGAUAAUUCUAUUUUGCGAUUCGCAAAACCAAUUUACAUUGCGGAUUACAGUGAUCUGACGCCUGAAGUGGCUAAUGGAACAAUAUUUACAUUUCAACAAGGUGAUAUUUUAUUGAGCGUCGGUGCUGAUGAUUCUGUUAAAUAUUAUCUUCAGGAAGAAUCAAACGAAUAUCAAGAGAAUUUUCACUUGAUUACACAUUCAAAUGGAUCAAUAAAAUUACAACUGAUAAAUCCUCCCAGCAGAUUUUUCAAUGAAAGUUUUGUCCUAUUGAUACUCAAUGCGACAAAACCGGGAGUCGAUGAUAUUGCAGUUUUGCAUAUUUCUCUUCCCGGAAGAUCAACAUAUAAAAAUUCUUCAAUAUCUACAACAGAAUCACCUAAAAUAGAGUUUAGUAAUGAUGAUAGUGCCGACUCUACUGCUUUAAUUGUUCUAGGAGUUUUGUUGGCCGUAAUUACGAUCGCGUUGAUUGUUAUGAUCAUUAUUUACAAGAGACGAAGUACACCUGUAGUGACGGAGAAAGUAAAUGGCAUUCAAGAAAAAAAUGAAGAUAUGGUAGAAGUUGAGAGAAAUAGUUCAAAUCCAGUUUCAUCUGCGAGAAGAUCAGUUGCGUUCAAUGACAUCGUUCAGGAAAUCAAAAUUGCUAGACUAUAA
Messenger RNA from Cotesia congregata, 1407 nucleotides. NCBI's taxonomy places the organism in Eukaryota, Metazoa, Arthropoda, Insecta, Hymenoptera, Braconidae. The record is from the annotation of a GenBank genome assembly.